CAAAGAAGAAGAAGAAGAAGAAGAAGAAGAAGAAGAUAAUUAUAUCUGUUUUCUUCACGAGUCCAGCUGUCAAAAGGCACAGCGGUUCUCUCCAGCAUGGGGUUAGAAGCAUGGUACAUGGACAGCUCUGAUGAAGACCAGAGAAAGCUGCACAGACUGAACCCAAACCAGCCCGUCUCUCUGGAAGAAUUACAAAAGCUUGGAGUGUUUUACUGGAAGCUGGAUGCUGACAUCUAUGAAACAGACCCAGAGCUGGAGAAGAUCCGUAAAGACCAAGGCUACUCCUAUAUGGACAUUAUCUCUAUUCACAAGGACAAGCUGCCUAACUAUGAGGAAAAGCUGAAGAUGUUCUUUGAGGAGCACCUGCACUUAGAUGAUGAGAUCCGCUACAUCCUGGACGGCCAGGCCUACUUUGACGUCAGGAACAAGGAGGAGCGAUGGAUCCGAAUUGCCAUGAGAAAGGGGGACCUGAUCACCCUGCCGGCCGGCAUCUACCACCGCUUCACCCUGGAUGAGACCAACUACACUAAAGCCAUGAGGCUGUUUGUGGGGGAGCCGGUGUGGAAAGCGUACAACCGACCCGCUGAUGACUUUGACAUCCGCCAGAAGUACAUGGCCUCUCUGCAGGGAUCCUGAGAGAUCCCAUAAACUGGACCCCACAUGACCACUGCUUACACUAGAACCAGAGCCUGUACUGUGGUUCUGUAGAGGCUCAGUUAGAAUGUGGAGAAGCACAGUGUGGAUGUUUAAGAGCUGCUGCUGCUGCAGCAGAGCGGUCAGAUUAGAUGCUGUUUAGUGGAGAAUGAAAUGAUGUAGACGACAAUCUCAGAGGUGGAAUUACAGCAAGUACAUUUACCUUUCCAGUUGAACCUGUUUUACACUUCUACAUGUCUGCUAGCAGUUAGAUUACGAUUCUGCAGAUAAAACACAUGAUCGGAUAAUGAAAUCUUAAACUACCGAACAACAUACAGGUUGGUUUGCACCAGCAACUAUCUACAUAUUGAUUAAACUCUAUUUUAAUUUUAGUUUACAUCCAUAAACUUGGAUUUACUAAACGGAGAUUAAUUCUUAAUUGUGCAACAGAGCUCCGCUUAAUUCAAAAUCUGGAUUCAUACAUUUGAACACGGAUUACAACUCCUCUACACUUGAAUUGAUCCUUGUUGCUGCAACCUUAGCAUCAUAUUAAUGUGGGAUAAUAAUGCAAUAACAGCAUAAACUGUACGUAACGUAACACUUUAAAGGGGGCAUUCUGCAGAAGUACUUUACCUUGUAAUGGAGCGUCACUUACUUUGGGUCUGAAUACUUGUUUCACCGCAGGAAAAUCUUUAGUGCCUUGUUGUCUUAAAUCAGUUUUAUUAGGUGUUGGACAUAUACAAUUAAUAUGAAGUAUUUCUAAUUUCAUAUUCAAAUCUCAAAUCUAAAGUUAGAGAUGUAUUGUCUUUGCUAAUGGGGUAUUGUUUCUGACACAUUCGUAUACAUCUUUGUAUGGAAUAAAGCUGCUGCUAUUUUCAAUA
This is a messenger RNA of Cottoperca gobio, 1514 nucleotides long. It is a transcript of the gene adi1, whose product is annotated as acireductone dioxygenase 1. The record is from RefSeq and is a predicted model, not a curated record. Gene Ontology annotation, molecular function: acireductone dioxygenase [iron(II)-requiring] activity. The coding region runs from base 97 to 636 and encodes 179 amino acids. NCBI's taxonomy places the organism in Eukaryota, Metazoa, Chordata, Actinopteri, Perciformes, Bovichtidae. The transcript has 4 exons.